AAAACUUGGAGGUUAGAUUACACUCCCUGAAAAAUUGCAAGGGAUCGUUGGGGAUAUUAAAGUCUCCACCAUAACAACAAACGGACACCUGAAAGAAGAGGCGGACUAGGUGAUUCUACAUCGUUUGUCUGAAUUUGCUACAUAUCCGGAAUCUACACUUUAAAUAAGCUAUCAAGAAGAACAAAGAAGCCAUUACUACAGAGGAUUCUUGUUUUGUAACAAAGAAAAGAGUACUUAGUGUUUCUCAAACGCGACUUCGUUUGAAGAACAAAUAUAUCCGCCAGCCAUAACUUUAUGUAUUUAGAUUUUUCAUUUUCAGCCAGACGUACUACUAUGGUCAUAAUGGAAGUCCCUAGCAUCGACGGUGCCUCUUUCCGGGCACUCUUGGAGGGAGAUGACCCAGGCUGCCUUGUAUUGGACUGCCGUUCUUUUUUCUCUUUCAACUCCUCUCAUAUCCCCGGCUCUACGAAUGUGCGCUUUAGCACAAUUGUGCGCCGGAGAGCAAGAGGAGGACUUGGAUUGGAGCACAUCGUUCCAAACGAGGACACGAGAAACCGACUUGUUUCUGGAGAGUAUCAGACUGUAGUGUUUCUCGACGACCGAAGCUCGGAACUAAGCCAAGUGAAGAAAGACGGAACGCUGAUGCUUGCUGUUACUGCAAUGAGUCGCAAUCCCUGUGGUGCCACCAUAUUCUUUCUUAAAGGAGGCUUCGACAACUUCUCCAACGAAUAUCCGGAGAUGUGUACCAAGCCCGCCCCCCCUCAGGGCCUGAGCCUGCCCCUGAGUGCCAGUUGUCACCCAGACAGCAGCGACCCAGGCUGCAACUCUUGUAACACUCCGCUUUACGACCAGGGAGGCCCAGUGGAGAUUUUGCCCUUCCUCUACCUUGGCAGUGCCUACCAUGCCUCCAGGAAAGAUAUGCUAGACAUGCUUGGGAUCACAGCCCUUAUUAAUGUCUCAGCCAACUGUCCCAACCACUUUGAGGACCAUUUUCAAUACAAGAGCAUCCCCGUUGAGGACAACCACAAAGCUGACAUCAGUUCCUGGUUCAAUGAGGCCAUCGAAUUUAUUGACUCUAUACGAAACAAAGGUGGCCGCGUGUUCGUCCACUGCCAAGCGGGCAUCUCCCGGUCAGCCACAAUCUGCCUGGCGUACCUGAUGCGCACCAACCGGGUCAAGCUGGAGGAGGCGUUUGAGUUUGUCAAACAGCGGCGCAGCAUCAUCUCGCCCAACUUCAGCUUCAUGGGGCAGCUCCUGCAGUUCGAGUCCCAGGUGCUGGCCUCCACCAGCUGUUCUUCGGAGGCCGGGAGUCCGGCCAUGGGCAAGGGUGCCACCGUCUUCAACUUCCCCGUGUCCAUUCCUGUCCACGCGGGGGCUAGCCCGCUGGCCUUCCUCCACAGCCCCAUCACCACCUCUCCCACCUGCUAAAAGAGACUCUCUCCCUUUGGGACCUGAUUGUGCCUUGAUAAGUAGUCUGUUGUGGAGAUUCCUUCCAGUGAUGGGUGUAAAAAAGAGAAUGUUGCAGUGCAACUUCUGUUUGGCGUGCCACAUGGUGGUCUUUUUUUUUGGCCGUGGUGGUGGACAGUUGCUUCGCAGAGGUGAUGCCAAAAGCUUUGGCAGUCUCUCUCUAGCACGUGGCAGUAUUGUCGCAAUGUUCAGUAUUGGCAUCAAGGGCACCGUUUGUUGUUCAGCCCAAUACUUGAUGGUUUAUUGGUGUAGACUGACUGCAUGUGACUAGGUCAGUGGAUUUCCUCUAAGCAAAGGAGGUUUCCACAGACUUGUUUGCUAAAUAGUGAAGGAGAAGCCAAGUAUGAGAAGACUGAAUGGUAAUCCCAGGGUGAUCUGGUUUGAGGAAGAUUGUUGAUGGCUUUUGAUAAUCAGACAGAUCUUUUUGUCGUUUUUGUUUUGUCUCGUCUCUGGAACUCCAUGGGUCAUAUCUUUAGUGUAUAUCUGUCUCAGGAGUUUGUUAUUUCCAUGGCUUUAAACUAGUUACUUUCACUCUUGUAUACUCCAGUUGUAAGCCUUCGCAAAGACUUGCUCUGAGGACACCGGGAGGGGUAGACCCAUCUCCUCAGAUUCCGGCAUAUUUCUUUCUUGUUUUUUUUUUCUCCUAAGAACAAUGAAUGAAUGUAUUUCUUCUCAAUGGCCAUGAGGGUGGACAAAUACAUGCCAUCUGCCAGUGGCUGCCUUUUAAAACGACAUCAUAUCCCAUUACCCAUCAGCGUCAGACAGUUUUAUGUAAUUCUUUGUUUUUCUUUUAAACACAAAAUACCUCAUGACUCCGUACUGUUCCUAUACCUGGGCUCUGACCCUGAAAGCACUACCAGAGGGGAGUGUUUCUGGAUACUGUUUGAUAUGUCUCAUAUUUAUUGAACUAAAGUAAUAUAUUUGCUAUUAUUAUAUAUUUUUACAGUUGUUUGUGAUAUGUCAUAUUUUGAUACCGCUGAAAUAAAAUGUUCUUUUCGUACAAACUUGA
Alosa sapidissima (American shad) is the source of this 2476-nucleotide messenger RNA. RefSeq names its product dual specificity phosphatase 1 (gene dusp1). The transcript is spliced from 4 exons. Bases 295 to 1428 code for a protein of 377 amino acids. Gene Ontology annotation, molecular function: MAP kinase tyrosine/serine/threonine phosphatase activity; protein tyrosine/threonine phosphatase activity. Gene Ontology annotation, biological process: protein dephosphorylation; endoderm formation; negative regulation of p38MAPK cascade. Gene Ontology annotation, cellular component: cytoplasm; nucleus. NCBI's taxonomy places the organism in Eukaryota, Metazoa, Chordata, Actinopteri, Clupeiformes, Clupeidae. The record is from RefSeq and is a predicted model, not a curated record.